Molecule: messenger RNA, 2802 nt
Organism: Phytophthora sojae
Lineage: Eukaryota; Oomycota; Peronosporomycetes; Peronosporales; Peronosporaceae
Exons: 2
Coding region: 1-2721 (906 amino acids)
Biological process (GO): maturation of SSU-rRNA
Cellular component (GO): small-subunit processome; nucleolus; Noc4p-Nop14p complex
Source: RefSeq, a predicted model, not a curated record
AUGGCGUUCAAGAAGAAGGGCGGCGGCAAGAAGGCGGCCGCGGGCGGUGGUGCCAAGAAGCAGAAGCACGGCUUCGUGCGCGCCAGCAGCUCGCGCGGCGCCAACCCGUUCGACGUGCGCGGCAACGCCAGCAAGCAGAAGCACGAGGUGCUGGGCCGGCGCGUCAAGGGCGCGGGCCGCAACGUGGCGGCCGCGCGCGCCGAGGCCGAGCGCAAGCGCCGCAAGACGCUGGGCGCCGAGUUCAAGGCGCGCAACAAGAGCAACGUGUUCAAGGACCGGCGGCUCGGCGAGCAGGACCCGACGCUGUCCAUGGAGGACAAGAUGAUGGCGCGCUUCCAAACGGAGCGCAAGCGCAAGCUGCGCAACGCCGCGGCCUUCGCGCUGCACGACUCGGACUCGGAGCAGGAGGGCGACGACGACGCGCUGUUCCUGACGCACAAAGGCGCCAAGAUCACGGACGACGACUACGACCGCCUGAACGCGGACGGACCGCUGGACGAGGAGGACGACUCGGAGGAGAGCAGGAAGAUGGACAGGGACAUCGUCAACAAGCUGCACUUCGGCGGCGGCAAGGGCGACGCCGACGCCUCCGCGCCGGAGGCAGAGGACGGCAAGAGGAAGACCCACAAGGAGGUCAUGCAGGAGGUCAUGAUGAAGGCCAAGAUGUUCAAGGCCGAGCGCCAGAAGAACAAGACGGCGCAGGAGGACGAGACGGACAAGCUCGACGAGGGCUUCGCCGACCUGCGCGGACUGCUCGAGUUCCGGCCCACGCGCGCCAACGGCAAGGAGCUGCUGCCGAAGGAGCCGAUGGACGACUUCGACAAGCUGACGAGGGAGUUCGCCUUCGAAGCCAAGGCCAAGGCCACGGAGCGCAGGAUGUCGCCCGAGGAGGCUGCGGCCAAGGAGCGCGACCGUCUUGCGGCCCUGGAGAAGAAGCGUGUGGCGCGUAUGCACGGCGCUGACGACGAUGACAGCGACAGUGAGGACGAGGGCAAGCGCAAGGGCAAGAAGGGCAAGAAGGGGAAGAAGGACAAGGGACCCAAGCUUAUCAUCAUGCCGCCAACGGAUGACGACCUGACGGACGGCUAUGCUGUGGACUCGCGCUUCAAUGCUGACGCGGAGGAGGAAGAGGCCGACGUGGAUGCUGAGGAGGGUGACGAGGAUGAGGAGGAACAGGAGGAGAGCGAGGAGGAGGACUCGGAGGCCGACUCGGAAGCGGAUUCGGACGACGAAGACGAGGUUGAGGAGAAGAAGGACAAGGAAGAGAAGGAAGACGAAGAGGAGGAGGACGAAGAAGAGAGCGACGAGGAGACUGAGAAGCAGAAGCGGAAGCAGGAUGCUGAGGAUGCUGCCGCCGAGCUGCCCUUCGUGUUCGAGUGCCCGGAGUCCCCUGAGGAGCUCGCGGCGCUCUUCAAGGAGCACGCGCGCAACUCGCCCGAGAAGCGCGGACUCAUCUUGGACCGCAUUGUCACGUACUACAACCCGCGCCUGAGCGUUGAGAACAAGAACAAGAUGAAGCGCUUCUUCGCGGUGAUGGUGCGCCAGUUCCUUAUCUUCGCGGCGCGCUACGCAGCACACAAGGAAGACCUCGACUCGCUGGCGAGGAACAUGUACACGCUGGCGCAGCAGAUGGGUGACACUGCCGGUGUCGUGGUGCGUGAGCUGCUUGCUCAGCUCUUCAAGCGGUUGCGCAAGCGCGCUUCGACCUCGGCGUGGCCGUCGCUACCGGAGCUGCUUCUUUUUAAGGUGCUUACGUCCAUCUUCCCGACCUCCGACUUGCGGCACAACGUGGUGUCUCCCAUGGAGACGCUUCUGGGCGAGAGUCUGGCUCGCGGUGCUGUGAGCUCCCCGCAGGAGGCCACUCAGGCGCUGUUCGCUGCCUCGCUGUCACUGGACAUGACGCGGUCGAAGGAGCGCUUUAUGCCGGAGGUCGUGACCUUCCUCACUCGCAUCCUCCGCGCGUUCGUGACGUCGGGUGCUAGUGAGACGAAGGAAGCCGACGACGAAGACGACAGCGAGUCCUCGGUCCACUGGCUGCGUCGUGAUUUGCUCGAAUGGGUGGCUGCACACUCUGAGGAGAAGAAGAUGCCCGCUCUGCCGCGUCUGUCGCUGGCUGGCAGCUCGUCUUGCAGCGGCGCUCAAGUGUUGAGCUCGCUGCUGGCUCUGCUGGACGCCACGUCGGCGCAGUACGCGUCGCUGCCGUCGUUCGAUGAGCUGUUCUACCCUCAGUACCUGCUGCUGCACGCGCUGGUGACUCAGCUGGAGGACAUCAAGAUCUCGGAGGUGAACGCCGUCAUCUCCAAGCUGCACAAGCGUCUCGACUCGUGCUGGAACGCGCGUCGUCCGCUACGUCUGCAGAGCUUCGCGCCGACGACGCUGCCAACGUUCGCGCCGCUCUUCGACGAGAACUACACGGUCCGCAAGGACAAGACGGCGCCCAAGGACACUGCGCAGCUCAAGCAGCUGCAGCGCCAAGUCAAGCGCGCGCGCAAGGGCGCGGCCCGCGAGCUGCGUCGCGACGCCGAGUUCAUCCACCGCGAGAAGCAGAAGGAGGAGGAGGCGCGCCUCGCGGCCAAGGAGGAGAAGCAGAAGGAGAUCCGCCGCUGGCUCGAGGAGCAGAACGCCACGUUCAACCAGCAAGUGCGCAAGGGCGGCAACAUGCUCAAGGGCGGAGGCUCCGCGCGCGGGCCGGCGCCGCGGGCGCGCACGCCCCGGAAGUAGGCUCGCUUUACCACGCUCUACCAGCUAUUGCAUUAGUUUUCCGCUACUACCCCACUCCAAUAGAAGUUGCCUUUUGUCAUU